Molecule: messenger RNA, 1599 nt
Organism: Cyanistes caeruleus (blue tit)
Lineage: Eukaryota; Metazoa; Chordata; Aves; Passeriformes; Paridae
Source: RefSeq, a predicted model, not a curated record
CCGCCCCCCUCCCCCGCGCGCCGAAAGGGGCCGAGGGCGGAAAAGGCGGGAAAAAUCGUUAUUACCCAAAACCGGCAUAAAUUCACCUAAAACAGGGGCGGAGUUGCCAAUAACACUGAGGAAAUACCGCUGAAGGGACACGCUGUUGUCGUCUGUGAUCGGCAGCCACCAAAUCGAAACUUAACUGUGUUGGGUUUUAAUAUUUGCCAACAUUUCUGCUCCCAAACACAGCUGUGCUGCCUGUACACACCCGCCUCUGCUCCUACGAUCAGAACCCCUUUUAACCCAAAUAGCUAGCACACUUUGACUGAAAUGAAGUUUUAAAGAGUUGAAUUUAAAUAAUAAUAAUUUUUAAAUGGCGAUUUGGGGUUUCUUUCCCCCUCAGGGACACGGGGUUUGGUGACCCCACACUCCCAUCCCCUGCUGCUCCCUCAGAGCUCCCUGUGGGCGCCAGGCUGGGGGUGUGGAGAGGGGGUUUCCCUGAGGUAAAAAAACGGCUGAUAAAUUGUUUCAUGUGUAAUUUAUGGGAACACCAAAACAAUGAGCAGCUGCACCUCAGUCCCCAGGCAGAAGCAGAGGAGGAGCAGCCGCCGCUCCGGCCUCACCUCGGGCAGGGAUUCCCAGGCUCUGUCAGCGCUGGGGGAUUUCCAAACCCUUCCCUUAGAGAUCUUCCAAAUGGUGCUGAAUUAUCUCUCAGUGAAGGACAUCAGCAUGCUGAGCAUGGUGUCCAAAACCAUCAGCGGCCGCCUGAUUAAUUACAUCUCCACCUCGUCAGGGAGCCGCCGGCUGCUGCUGCAGGACUUCCACCGCCCCGAGCUGCCUGCCAGGAGAGAAGGAGCCUCCAUCCUGGAGCACUACAAAGCUCUAGGGCUGCUGCUCAAGAGGUGCACCCUGCUGCUGCCCACCAGGGACAGGCUCAAGUACGUGCACAAGGUGCUCGCAGGGGUUUCCUGUUUCAAGCUGAAUGGUUGUGCCAGCCCUCUGCACUGCCUGGGCUUGCAGUGCUAUGGGGUGUUCUUACAGAUCCUGACCGCAGGCUGGGAUGAGCUCGAGUGCCACCGGGUGUUCAAUUUCCUCUGGGAGCUCAGCAAUUUAGCCCGGAAGGUGCAGACGGUUGUCAGCAGCAAACCAGGCAGCGCCCGGAGGCUGGAGCUGCGGAUCCGCCUGUACUGCCGGGGGGUGCUGCUGUCACCCGGGAGCCACCGCAGCGACUGCGCCUUCUGGCUCACCCGUAUCCUCAAACCCUGGCCCAUGGUCAACCAGGCCCGCCUGCUCUACAUCAUCUUCGGGCCCGUGUCCUCCCGUGACGGUGAGAAAAGGGGGGCCCCGGGGGAGGAGAUCCCCCCCAAAAAUGUGAUUUGGGGUCGCGGAGUUAUGGGGGCAAAGGGAGCAAAGAUGGAACGGAAACUGCGCAGGGGAGCCGGGAGCGGGAUGAGCCGGGAACGGGAGCGGGAUGAGCCGGGAACGGGAGCCGGGAACGGGAACGGGAUGAGCCUAGAACAGGAACAGGAGCGGGAUGAGCUGAGAACAGGAGCCGGGAACAGGAGGGGGAUGAGCCGGGAACGGGAACAGGAGCGGGAUGAGCCGGGAAUGGGAUGA